AUGAUGGACGGUACAGGCAAGAACAAAGCAGGCUACGCUAAGAUUCGUUUUUGCGGAGACCAAGCCUGGCGCGAUGGGCUGAAAUUCUUCUGGGUAGACACAUGCUGCAUCGACAAGUCUGACAGCGCCGAGCUUCAGCACGCUCUCAACUCCAUGUUCCAUUGGUACCGCGGCGCGGUGAAAUGUUACGUGUACUUGGCAGACGUCUCAACCCAUCAACACAGUGACGGCCCCGGUUGGCAACCGACCUUUCGAGAGAGCAGAUGGUUUUCCCGAGGAUGGACCCUCCAAGAGCUCAUUGCCCCAACGAUCGUCGAAUUUUUCUCUAAAGAGGGCGAGCGCCUGGGAGAUAAGGAGUCUCUGGAACAAGAAAUCCACGAUAUAACCGGAAUUCCGCGAAAAGCCUUCCAAGGUGUCACUCUAUCUGAUUUCAGCGUCGCCGAACGGAUGCGAUGGAUCGAGAAGCGUGACACAAAAUACGAGGAAGACAAGGUGUACUCUCUAUUCGGCAUCUUCGAUGUGCACAUGCCGGUUCUCUAUGGCGAAGGAAGGGAGAAAGCGGCUGCAGGACAAGUCUUCGACAACCCCGACUUCAACCGAUGGCGCCAGCUGCGGGAGAGUCGCCUGCUCUGGGUCAAGGGAGAUCCAGGCAAGGGCAAGACCAUGUUGCUAUGCGGUAUCAUCGACGAGCUAGAGCGGCGUGUUAUCGCUGACGGCGGCAACUUGGCGUAUUUCUUCUGCCAAGCUACCGACUCACGCAUCAAUAAUGCAACUGGCGUGCUACAAGGCUUAAUCUACCUACUUGCCCACCGGCAACCACGCCUGCUCUCACAUCUACCGGAGAACACAUACCCCUCCGAUGAUACAAUGGCAUGGAUCGUCCUAUCUAAGGUUUUAUGCGAGAUGCUAGAAGACCCGAACUUGAAGGUCACCUAUCUGGUGAUUGAUGCUUUGGACGAAUGUGUGACAGACCAACCGCAGCUUCUCGAGUUGAUCGUCCAGAUAUCAUCUGUGUCUGCUUGUGUCAAGUGGCUUGUAUCUAGUCGCAACGAGGUGCAGAUCGAAGAACACUUAGCGAUCGUCGCGCAACAGUCCAGACUCAGCCUCGAGCUAAACGCCAAAUCUGUCAACACUGCCGUCAGUGCAUAUAUCCGCCACAAAGUCCUUCACUUGUCGCGCCGGAAACGGUACAACAGCACAAUGCAGACGGAGGUACAUGGCUAUCUCUCUUCUAACGCGAAUGGGACUUUUCUCUGGGUGGCCUUGGUCUGCCAAGGACUUGGGGAUCCGAGCGUUCGGAAGUGGGAGACACUAAAAAAGUUACGGACAUUCCCCGCAGGGUUGGAUUCCCUAUAUGCGCGGAUGAUGGAGCAGAUUAUUCAGUCCAAUCACGCGGAUCUGUGCAGGCAAAUUCUUGCCGUCUCUAUCGUUCGCCGACCCAUCAGCCUUCAAGAACUGACCUCUCUCGUGGAGAUGUCAGGCGAUAUUUCAGACGAUCCGCAGUCCCUGGAAGAGCUUAUAGGGCUUUGCGGCUCGUUUUUGACUCUUCGAGACCAGACUGUUUAUUUUAUCCACCAAUCAGCCAAGGACUUUCUAUUAGGCAAUGCUUCUGAUAAAGCUGGUAACCAAGCUUCUCUGGAGACAUUCAAGUGGGUUUUUCCUUCUGGGAAAGAUGUGAACUAUACCAUCUUCUCGAGGUCACUUGAUUCCAUGUCUACAACACUGCGACGCGACAUAUACGGCUUAAGGGCACCGGGAUUUCCGAGUGACAAGGUCCAAAUACCAAAUCCAGACCCGCUAGUGUCACACGGACAUAUGCUACACUCUUGGUGGCAUACGGGCAUAUGCCACACUCCUGGUGUCAUACGAGAAAGACCUACAUGUAUGCAGAUCGCUAGAUGCCUUGGAGCCUCAGGUGACAAGGACCCGUAUGUACUAGAUAUGUACCGUUUCCCUUUUGGCAUAAGAAGGCCUUGA
Messenger RNA from Sordaria macrospora k-hell, 1977 nucleotides. NCBI's taxonomy places the organism in Eukaryota, Fungi, Ascomycota, Sordariomycetes, Sordariales, Sordariaceae. The record is from RefSeq and is a predicted model, not a curated record.